Messenger RNA from Oncorhynchus kisutch (coho salmon), 681 nucleotides. Its product is annotated as E3 ubiquitin-protein ligase NEURL3-like. The transcript has 3 exons. Gene Ontology annotation, molecular function: ubiquitin protein ligase activity. Gene Ontology annotation, biological process: ubiquitin-dependent endocytosis. NCBI's taxonomy places the organism in Eukaryota, Metazoa, Chordata, Actinopteri, Salmoniformes, Salmonidae. The record is from RefSeq and is a predicted model, not a curated record. Bases 1 to 681 code for a protein of 226 amino acids. Gene Ontology annotation, cellular component: early endosome.
AUGGUGAGGGAGAUGGUCAGCAGAAGCCUUAAGUCUGAGCCAGCACACAUUUGUGGACCCCACUGCCUGGGCCCCUUGACCUUCCAUAAGGAUGUGAUGGGUGCCUUGGUGAGCCUGAGCCAGGGGGCCAGGCAGGCAGACAGGACUGGGGUCACCUUCAGACACGGCCUGGUUUUCAGCAGCCGCCCGGUACGGCCCCAGGAGAGGGUGCGUCUGCGAGUGGAGUUGUGCAAGCUGACCUGGCUUGGAGCCAUGCGUGUGGGCUUCACCAAUGUGCUUCCUAUUGCCAGAGCCCUGCCGUCCCUGGCCAUCCCAGACCUCACAGACCUCCCUGGCCACUGGGCCGCUCCUGUGCCUGAAACUUGCUGCCUGCCAGGCUCAGAGCUGGAGUUUUGGGUCUCCCAUGGCGGUAGAAUGUAUUUCAGGAAUGCCAACAGACAAGGACAUAGAUACAGUAUAUACUGUGAGAGCGUGGAGGACUAUGCGGUGUGUAUGAGCCAGAAGGCCUGUAUCAGCCUGCAGUGUGGCCACCAGUGCCUGUGUCUCCAGUGUGCCAUCAGCGUGAUCCAGGAGUUUGGAAACUGCCCUCUGUGUCGCCAGAACAUCAAGAGCUUCCUGCAAACUAAAUUACCCAGUAGGACUGACCCCAAUUACUCGAUUGGUCGAUUGUUUGGUCAUUAG